This is a messenger RNA of Momordica charantia (bitter melon), 1893 nucleotides long. Its product is annotated as Tetratricopeptide repeat (TPR)-like superfamily protein. Gene Ontology annotation, biological process: RNA modification. Gene Ontology annotation, molecular function: RNA binding; zinc ion binding; protein binding. The record is from RefSeq and is a predicted model, not a curated record. Lineage: Eukaryota; Viridiplantae; Streptophyta; Magnoliopsida; Cucurbitales; Cucurbitaceae.
UUCUGUUGAUGUUGAAACCAAAUAUCCAUUUUGCCCUCACAAGGCCUCGUCUUUCCCGCGAAAACGAACGGUUAUCUUUUCAAACGAUCGCAAAUUUCAGUCGCCACCUUCGAAAUUGCAACGAUUUGAUUUCUGCAACCUCCGCCCACCCCAUAGCUCUAAAGCUUGGAUUCUUAACCCAAACUCUCCCCGUCAACCAUCUCAUCAAUUGCUAUGUCAGAUUGCGCAGAGUUUCAAUCGCACACCACCUGUUCGAUGAAAUGCCCACCCCAAAUGUCGUCUCAUGGACCUCUCUCAUGGCCGGUUACAUCGACGCUUGCCAGCCGAGUACCGCUCUCUCACUAUUCGGGGAGAUGUCGAGAAGUCCGGUCGUGCCGAACGACUUCACUUUCGCGACCGCGAUUAAGGCCUGUUCGAUCCUCUCAAAUUUGAGAGAGGGCAAAAAGUUCCACGCAUAUGUUGAGAUUUCUGGCUAUGGAGGUAAUGUUGUGGUGUGUUCUUCGCUUAUCGAUAUGUAUGGUAAGUGCAAUGAUGUUGUUCGAGCUCGGAGAGUCUUCGAUUCUAUGGCUUGUAAGAACAUUGUUUCUUGGACUUCCAUGAUUGCUACUUAUGCUCAGAAUGCACAUGGUGAUGAUGCCUUGAAACUAUUUAGGGAAUUCAGUAGUUUGAAUUAUGAACAUCCAAAUCAUUUCAUGUUAGCUAGUGCAAUCAGUGCUUGUGCAAGCUUGGGUAGGCUGGUUUUGGGAAGAGUCGUGCACGGUGCGGUGAUCCGUCUCGGCCAUGAUUCGAACGAUGUAAUUUCUAGUGUGUUGGUCGAUAUGUAUGCUAAAUGUGGGAGUCUUAAUUGUUCUGAUAAGGUCUUUAGUAGAAUUUUAAACCCCUCUGUUAUUCCCUAUACUUCUAUGAUUGUGAGUAGAGCAAAAUAUGGACUUGGGAGACAGUCCCUUCAACUAUUUGAAGAAAUGGUGAGAAAAGGAUUGAAGCCUAACCAUGUCACUUUUGUUGGAGUUUUGUAUGCUUGUAGCCAUUCAGGGCUUCUUGAUGAGGGCCUUAGUUAUUUGACUUCCAUGUAUGAGAGACAUGGCAUAAUGCCCGAGUCUAAGCAUUAUACGUGUGUUGUCGACAUGCUAGCUCGAGUUGGGCAGCUCGAUAGAGCUUACCAACUAGCGAAAUCGAUGGAGGUAGAGCCCGACGACGAGGCAUUAUUGUGGGGAGCGCUGCUUUCGGCUAGUAGGUACCAUGGGAGGGUAGAUAUUGCAGUUGAAGCCUGUCAGCGACUAGUCAAUUCCAAUCAACAAGUUGCAGGUGCAUACGUCACAUUGUCGAACGCCUAUGCAUCGGCUGGGGAUAUGGAGAAGGCUCACCGACUCCGAGUUGAAAUGAAGCAUACUGGAAUCAAUAAGGAACCAGGCUGUAGUUGGCUCGAGAUAAAGAAUUUGACUUAUGUAUUCUAUGCUGGGGACGUAGAGUCUUGCCCACACAGCAAGGAGGUGUUGUGUUUACUGCGAGAGUUGGAGCGGAAAAUGAAGGAUCGAGGUUAUGGAAGAGGAAGCAAAGGUUUGGUAUUUGUUGAUGUAGAGGAGGAGGCAGAGGAAGAAGCAGUUGGAUUGCAUAGCGAGAGAUUGGCAUUGGGAUUUGGUUUGAUUAGCAUACCCAAAGGAAUCACCAUAAGAAUAAUGAAGAACUUGAGAAUGUGCAGUGACUGUCAUGAGGCUUUCAAGCUUAUAAGUGAGAUUGUGGAGAGGGACUUUGUAGUUAGAGAUGUCAACAGAUUUCAUCAUUUCACAGGUGGUUGUUGCACUUGCAAUGAUUUCUGGUAAUUUCGUUUAAACACAGUUUACUUGUUUUGUUUUAUUCCACGAGCAGAGAUGCGAAUCCCAACCUUUAAAGGAA